GGGGAAACGCCAUCAUCUCCCGAGGCAGGAAUUACGAGCAGAUGGGCACGGGAAAGUCAGAGAAGGGGAGCACGAGGGAGCAAGCGAUCGAGUUGGAUGAUGAGGAUGAGCUUGAGGAUGGGAGUACCGCGACGCCUGUGCGGAACUCCCCUCAACUCAAGGCGAAGAAGGAAGAGCCCGAGAUUAAAAUCAUUAGGGUGAAGACGGAGAUCACCCACGUACGGAUGAACGAGCCCUCACGCGCUCCGGUUGGGUUAAGGCCCAACCCACUUCCCCUCAAUGCCGGUGCAGUGGAUCAACCUAUUCAACUUCUCGACUCAGACUCCGACGACGACUGUGUUGCGCUCCCUGCACCACCGCUACGACAACCAAAAGGCGUCGUGAGGACGAGCUUAAUUCAAUCUGCAAAGGAAACGAUGGGGGAAUCAGGUCGUGCGAGCAACGUGAAACGCGAACAGUCUCCUUUGCUCGCGAACCCCGUUGUUCACGAGCUGAGUGACUCGUCCGAGGGCGAGGUCAAGCCUCUAGACUUCGGACGUCAUUCCUCUGAUGCAGAGAGCAGUAAGCCCCUCAAGCGCUCACGCACAUGCUCCCCUGGAAAUCUAUCACCUCCGACGGGAGAGUUUCGCUCCCUCUCUCUCAAGGCUAUAGUUCACCGCCGGGGGUUCGCGUACGACCCAUCAGAGACAGAAGACUGGAAGGACUACCAUGCUGGUUUCCCGUCCGUUUCGCUCGUUAGCGUGUUGCCUGUGAAGGAGGAGGAGGGAGAAGAAGACCAGAAGACGAUGGUGGUGGAAGAAGACGCGCGAGAAGCUGACGCGAAGACAGCGUUCAAAGAGCAGCUGAGACUAAAAGAACUCGUCGUGAACAUGGAGACUACUCGCGCGCCACUGGAGGUCCUGACGGUGUUCAUGGAUCGGAGAGGGCAGAGCAUAAGCGCUCCGGACUUUCCUUGGGACUUCGCCGACGUCAAGCAUAACACAGACUGGGAACAAAAUCGAGCUUGUGAGGCAAGGGGAGGGUCGGGCUCUGAGGGUCAUUAGGGAGCUGGUUGGUACUUCGGGAGCGAUAUGGGCCACAGACCAGUCGAGAAACGGGACUGUCGCUGUUGCUGCUGCUGUUGCUGCUGGGGAAGAACAGUACCGGAGGAACGAUGAAGACUAUGUCUUGAACGCAUAUAACAAGCCUGGAAACUUGGGUGUUUGGAUGAUGACGGAGGAGGAUAGUGACGAUGAGGAACGAUCUACGGACGAGGUGAAUGUACUGCAUGAGCACAUCUUCCGAGACGUGUUCGAUCCUGGGCUUGGGGCUCGACCGCACUAUGCCACCGUUUUUGGUGUGGCGUUCGAUCCUUUCACGGAUGACAGCUUCGUCUCCAGCGGCGCCGAUGGGACGGUGAGAAAAUGGGAUCGUCCUGACCCAGAGAAACCUCAUGUCAACACACAUACGUGGACGUUUGAUAAGCAUCCACAUCAUCUUGUGUUUCAUGGAGGGGAGAAGAUAUUCGCAGUGGGAGGGAGCGAUGGUCGUGUAUAUGUUCACUCUGGGCAAGAUUAUACCACACAGUAUUACAUAGAAGGCAGCAACCCUGACCGUCAAGUCAGCUCGAUGACCUGGGGCAAAGCGAGUUGUUCUUCAACGGUCUUCUUCGCGACCGAGCACACGGGUCAGAACCAGAAUGACGGUGAAGCAUACGCCGCCAACUAUGUCGCGGGCAACCAUAAAACAAUGUACAACUUCUCCGGUGUUCCAGGUGGAGGAGCUGUGAUGGCACUAGAUGGCACUGGCAGUCGGUUGGCUAUCGUCGCUGGUCAACGUAGCAACAUGGCCCGACAGUCUUUGUUGGUCUACGAGCCGCAAGUUCUGGAUGCACAGACUGUUCUUGAGUGUCAUCUUCCAGAAUUUGGAUAUAUCACACACCCGCCGUCGUUAUCCGAUGAAUGCCAUAUAAUGGAUGUGCAAUUCUCUCCCUGCGGAAGGUACAUCGCCAUCGCCCGAGAUAACAACUGCGCCCUGAUCUACGACAUCCGCAAUGCCACUCUUCCAUUACACGUCUUUGGACACGUCACCUACUCCAGAGAGGAGAUGGAACACCGGUUUGGCAUUCGGGGCGGGACGCAGGCCACAUACGGCAUCGCCAGCUUGGGCUGGAUGGGGCACGAUACUCUCAUAACUGGUGGUUCUGAUGGCUGUGUACGACGCUGGGAUACGCGCAGAGCAACGGAGAGGAUGGGAGGACAGGUGGUCGCUCGACUCGAUCAGCCCGUAGCGCAUCUUUCGUUUGGUGAUGAUACCCAACAGCAUCGAUAUCCUUUAAUCGGGAGAUAUGGAGGGCAAGGUUUAUGUGUUUGACUACAAAGUAGGGCAUACAGGCAGCUUCAUAAUAUAAUAUAGCGCAAUGCAUAGGUUACCAUUCCGAGUCAUUCAGAAUGUCA
This is a messenger RNA of Dacryopinax primogenitus, 2435 nucleotides long. Its product is annotated as WD40 repeat-like protein. The record is from RefSeq and is a predicted model, not a curated record. Gene Ontology annotation, molecular function: protein binding. Lineage: Eukaryota; Fungi; Basidiomycota; Dacrymycetes; Dacrymycetales; Dacrymycetaceae. The coding region runs from base 1207 to 2352 and encodes 381 amino acids. The transcript is spliced from 17 exons.